Strongylocentrotus purpuratus (purple sea urchin) is the source of this 815-nucleotide messenger RNA. Its product is annotated as gastrula-specific protein 17. The record is from RefSeq and is a predicted model, not a curated record. Lineage: Eukaryota; Metazoa; Echinodermata; Echinoidea; Camarodonta; Strongylocentrotidae. The transcript has 3 exons. Bases 93 to 656 code for a protein of 187 amino acids.
CAUUCAUUCUUGCGCAUGCGCUUUAUGAACUUAGUGCAUAAAUCUUACUUCCACAAGAAAGCCGAUUUGAAAGCAGAAAACAUCGUCUCAGUAUGUCAAGAACACCGAAUUUCCACAUGAAUCCAUAUUCUGGGGGUACACCGAAUAGAAAUCCAGGAUUUUCUCCAUACCACGGUCAAAAUAGAGGUGCAAUGGGUCCCCCAGGUGGAAACAGGCAUGGCUACUUCCCCCCUAGCCCUCAGCAAGUAGAAGCUCCAAUGAUAGGUGGAGGGAUUAUUCCAGGCCAACGGUACCCCUCGCAUAACAACUCCCCUUUCACUCCGCCCGCAUUCCAGCAGUCCCCCUACCAGCAAAGCCCAGGAUCUUCACCCUAUGACUCACCCAAUAGAGGAGGAGGGAGAGGGGGCUACCAGAGGAGAGACUCCAGGGGCAGGGGAAGGGGAGGCGGCGGCGGAGGCGGACGAGGAGGGAUUCAGUUCACACCGUCGGGUCAUCAGCAGUUUCACAACAGAAAAAGAUUUUCAGGAGGAAGUCCAUACCAGCGAGGUCAGCAUGGAGGCAACUCAUCGGUCAUAGAGCGUUACUUCAAGCCAUCCAUGCUAGAGGAUCCAUGGAAGAAGCUCAUCGCAAAGAAAUCCUCUGGUCCAGUGUCAUAGCCAGCAAACGAUGUAAACUGUGUAUGGAAGAUUUUGGUAGCCGGUGGUGGCGGCGGAUAGUUGAUGACUGUCUGCAGGCAAUGGUUAGAGGUGGUUGUCUAGAAAGAGUGAAUUGCAUGUGUCAUCAAUGUGUCUGGACAUCUUGCAUGCCUGGUGGUG